This is a messenger RNA of Pogona vitticeps (central bearded dragon), 4101 nucleotides long. RefSeq names its product protein tyrosine phosphatase receptor type N (gene PTPRN). The record is from RefSeq and is a predicted model, not a curated record. Gene Ontology annotation, cellular component: synapse; secretory granule. Gene Ontology annotation, molecular function: protein tyrosine phosphatase activity. Gene Ontology annotation, biological process: protein dephosphorylation; regulation of secretion; insulin secretion involved in cellular response to glucose stimulus. Lineage: Eukaryota; Metazoa; Chordata; Lepidosauria; Squamata; Agamidae.
GGGAGGAGGCGCGCGUCCCGGACUUGGUCUGGAGGGGGCGCCUGGGCACUAGAUCAGGGAUGGUGCAGCGGCCGUGGAGGCGGCGGCUGCCCGGGCUGUGAGCUGGGGCCACCUGCAGCCGGCAUGGGGCGGUGGCGGAGGCUGCUCCGGGCGCUCGGCUGUUUCCUCCUCUUGCUGCUGCUACCACCUCUCUUGUUCCUUGGGGCCGGGGCUGCUGGGGAUCGCCCGUUGCAAGUGCUGCACGGCUGCCUGUUUGACAGAAGACUGUGCUCCCAGCAAGAAGUCUGUGUGCAAGAUGGCUUGUUUGGUCAGUGCCAGGAGAGCUCACAGAGAGAUCGUCCUUACUUCCAAGUCACCGCCCCUGUGCUCCAACGUCUCCAAGGUGUGCUUCGGCACCUUAUGGCACAAGGCUUGUCAUGGCAGGAUGACCUUACCCAGUACAUGAUCUCGCGGGAGAUGGAACGCAUCCCCAGGGUUCACCUUCCACCUUCCUGGGAAUCUGUGGCUGAGAACAGACUCCCACCUCUGCCUCCCAGGGGAUCUUCUUUGCCAUCUGAGCCUGCCUCGCUCCAGACAGCUCAUCAGCCCCCUCUCCCUCCUGCCCUCCUGCAGCGGUACCUGGAGCUGCUGCUGGCUUCCCAGCCUGAAUUAGGUUACAAGGAUGCAUUCCUUUCCUCUCACCCCCAUCAUCAGUUCAGCUACUCUGACAGCACUUUUCAGGACAGCCCCAGCGUUCACAACCCAGAGCCUCCUAUCCUCCCGGACCGAGCGGCUGCUUCUAAGGCCCUCUUUGGUGUCAGCACUGCCCCUUCCUACAGGGGGCAGCAGGGAUUGGAUGGAGGUCAGCUUUUCCAAGACCUGGGAGCACUUUACUUGACCCAAGGGCAGGCAAGUAAAUACAGACCCAGGACUCAGCACAAGCAGGAUUUCAGGAAAGAUGGCAACCUUCAGGACUUUGAGGAUAACUCCGAAGAUGGAGUGGAGACACAGACACUGUUGGAAGACCCAGACAGAGCUGUACAGAGACUGAUGGCAGUGCUUGCCAGCUACGGGAUUAGGCCACAAGACAUGAUCCGGCUCCUGCAGGAUCCAGGUAAACAAGUUGUUGGGUUUGGACUGGAGACCCCGGAGUCCAAGAGGGCAACAGAAGCUGAAAUGCAACACGGGGAGGAGCUGGAGCCCCCACCCUCUCAACAGGGCUACAUUAGCACUCUCCCCACAGAGGGACAAAUACAGGCACAGGGGGAGACGCUUGGCCCAACCGAAGCCAAGAUGGCAAUGACAACAUCUUCCCCAGAAGAGCAUGAACCCAUGCAUCCAAAUGAGAGGGACACAGGAGGUUCUGUGGGGCAGGUGAUGGAGAAGAAGAGCCACACAGCAUACGGAGGGCCUAGCAAGGAGUUGGGCCGGUCAGAGACAACACUGGCUGCUGAGGAAUAUGGCUACAUCGUCACUGACCAGAACCCACUGGGUCUCGCUGCUGGCAUCCGACUCCUGGAAAUCCUGGCAGAGCGUGCACACUUAUCUACAGCCAGCUUCAUCAACAUCAGCGUUGUGGGCCCAGCUCUUACCUUCCGCAUUCGUCAAAACCACCAGAACCUGUCACUGGGUGAUGUGGCCAAUAGGGCUGCUCUAGUGAAGCCACAGCUGGAAACUGAAGUGGGAGUGAAGAUCCUGCAGAUGGGUGUGGGACAGCGCAACGAGGCUGCAACAUACCCACAUCCCACACACUUUGGAGACACCUUCCGCUCUGUGCUGCUCACAUUUGUGCUGCUGGCCUGUGUGGCUGGCAUUGUCAUUGCCGCUGCUGUGGUCUUCUGCCUGCGCCAGCAUGCCAAACAACAUGAGAAAGAGCGUCUGGCAGGGCUGGGCCCCGAGGGAGCAGCAGACAGCACCUUUGAGUACCAGGAGCUAUGCCGGCAACACAUGGCUGCCAAGUCCCUCUUUGGCCGCGCAGAAGCCCCGCCGCCCCCGGCCCCAGCAGAGAACUCCCGCGUCAGCAGUGUUUCCUCCCAAUUCAGCGAUGCACCCCAGGCCAGCCCCAGUUCCCACAGCAGCACGCCAUCCUGGUGUGAAGAGCCAGUACAAUCCAACAUGGACAUCUCUACCGGGCACAUGAUUCUGGCAUACAUGGAGGACCACCUACGCAAUCGCGAUAGACUAGCCAAGGAGUGGCAAGCGCUGUGUGCCUACCAGGCUGAGCCAAAUACCUGCAAUACAGCUCGGCAUGAAGACAACAUCAAGAAAAACCGCAACCCAGAUUACGUGCCCUACGACCAUGCCCGCAUCAAGCUGAAAGCAGAGAGCAACCCAUCCCGGAGUGACUUCAUCAAUGCCAGCCCUAUUAUUGACCACGAUCCACGGAUGCCAGCUUACCUCGCUACACAGGGGCCAUUGUCACACACCAUUGCUGACUUCUGGCAGAUGGUCUGGGAGAAUGGCUGCACGGUCAUUGUAAUGCUGAGCCCGCUGGUGGAGGAUGGAGUCAAGCAGUGUGACCGCUACUGGCCUGACGAGGGCUCCUCACUUUACCACAUCUAUGAGGUGAACUUGGUUUCGGAACACAUCUGGUGCGAAGAUUUCCUGGUGCGCAGCUUCUACCUGAAGAAUGUGCAGUCUCAGGAGACCCGGACUCUGACACAGUUUCAUUUCCUGAGCUGGCCGGCAGAGGGCAUCCCCACCACCACCCGGCCUCUUCUCGACUUCCGCAGCAGGAAGGUGAACAAAUGCUACCGGGGCCGCUCAUGCCCAAUCGUCGUUCACUGCAGUGAUGGUGCAGGAAGGACUGGGACAUAUAUCCUUAUUGACAUGGUUCUGAACCGAAUGGCCAAAGGUGUGAAGGAGAUUGAUAUUGCAGCCACCCUGGAGCAUAUACGGGACCAGCGGCCUGGCAUGGUGCAAACUAAGGACCAGUUUGAGUUCGCACUGACAGCUGUUGCGGAGGAGGUGAAUGCCAUCCUGAAGGCGCUGCCACAGUGAUGACCCCACUCAGCGCACCCUCGCUUGAUGAUUCCUCACCUUGCCCCCUUUGCCUCUGCUGUGCUGUGUCCUUGCCCAGGGGUGUUCUGCCUUCAUUAAAGUCUGAUUUCCAUGUUGUUGGCCAUGGCUGCAUUUAAGUUACCUGUAGAGACACUGUCCCCUUACCUCCCAGUCCAUGCUGGGUCCUGUCAGUCUCAUGUUCUAACCUUUGCCCCUCACCUCCACCCUGCUUGGACUUAACCCGCCCAGGUUCCUAUAGCAGCAGCUCCUGGUUGAUGGGAGCUGGGUCAUUGUCUGCUUUACCCUUCCAUAAGGGCAGCAUUCUAGGCCCCAGCUUGCCAUCUUGCUAAGCUCCUUGGGGAAGCGAGGGGGGCUUGAACAGGGAUGAGGAAGGAGUGGUCUUUCCCAUGCCUGACUGUAACUCCCAUCAUCCCUUAUCACUAGCUCCAUUUCUUGGGCUUAUGAGGAUGACAUUCCAACAACAGGGAACACCUCUUGUCCCUCCCUGCACCACUUAAGAUAUACUGUAUCUGCUUUGCCUGGUCUACCAACAUGGCGGGGAUGGUGGACCUUACUAAGGAUGGACCCCUGUGUCCCAUUCCCAUGCACAGAAGACUUGUGGCAUAAUCAGUGAGAUUAAUGCCUAAGCACCAAGAUGAAAGCCCAUCCUAUUAAGCUAUGAAGUUUCCAUUCUGUAGUACAGUACCUGGAAAUCAGUAACCCUUCAGGUGUUGGCCGAAGAGUCCCAUCAUCCCUCAACACUGGCCAUGUUGAUUGGUGGUGUGGCCAGACAGCUGCAGGCUGUCCAUGCUGUGCUGAAGCAUACCUGGCCUGUCUCUCUAGACAUUCGAAAUGGCUCCCGGGAGCUGCACCACAACAAUGGUUGGGAUAAUCCUGCCCCCCAGCUUCACCUUUUGCCCUCCUCUCUCCUGCUUCCUUGCUGCCUGCAGCCAAGCACAGAGGAAGUCUACUCUGUGGGAGAAGAUGGCCCUCCUGCUGCUCCCUACUGUAUUUGUCUCCCUUCUCCCCACCCCUGAUGUUACUCACAGCAAGAGGCAUUUCCAGAGAUUCUAAUUUUGUAUUUGAUGUGAAUAAAGUUUGUGUCGCAUUUGUGUAGCUGCA